GAGAGAGAGAGAGAGAGAGAGAGAGACAGCGGAGUUGGGACCAUCUCUGCUCGUAGCUAGUAGCAGCUAAGCUAACCCCGCAGCAAGGCCACUGCGGGAAGAUGGCGACGGAAAAAACGAAACAUGAAGGAAGAGUUAAAAUCGGACAUUACAUUCUCGGAGACACGCUCGGAGUGGGCACAUUCGGAAAGGUCAAAGUGGGCCAACAUGAGCUUACCAAGCACCAAGUGGCGGUGAAGAUCUUGAACAGGCAGAAGAUCCGCAGUUUGGACGUGGUGGGAAAGAUUCGACGGGAGAUCCAGAACCUCAAGCUUUUCAGGCACCCUCACAUAAUUAAACUGUAUCAGGUUAUUAGCACCCCUACAGAUAUCUUCAUGGUGAUGGAGUAUGUCUCAGGAGGAGAGCUCUUUGACUACAUCUGCAAAAAUGGAAAGUUGGAUGAAAAGGAGAGCCGUCGACUGUUCCAGCAGAUUAUUUCAGCCGUUGACUACUGCCACAGGCACAUGGUGGUACACAGAGACCUCAAGCCAGAAAAUGUGCUGCUCGAUGCGCACAUGAAUGCCAAGAUUGCAGACUUUGGUUUGUCAAACAUGAUGUCAGACGGAGAGUUCCUGAGAACGAGCUGUGGUUCUCCAAACUAUGCUGCUCCUGAGGUUAUCUCAGGAAGGUUAUACGCUGGUCCCGAGGUGGAUAUCUGGAGCAGUGGGGUCAUUCUCUAUGCCUUGUUGUGUGGGACGCUCCCCUUUGAUGACGAUCACGUGCCAACGCUCUUCAAGAAGAUCUGCGAUGGGAUAUUUUUCACCCCGCAGUAUCUGAACCCUUCAGUUAUAAGCCUCCUUAAACACAUGCUGCAGGUGGACCCAAUGAAAAGAGCCACAAUCAAAGAGAUCCGAGAGGAUGAGUGGUUCAAACAAGACCUACCCAAGUACUUAUUCCCCGAGGACCCCUCCUACAGCAACAACAUGAUUGACGACGAAGCCCUGAAGGAGGUUUGUGAGAAGUUUGAGUGCCCAGAGGAGGAGGUCCUAGCCUGCAUCUAUAGCCGCAAUCAUCAGGACCCGUUGGCCGUCGCCUACCAUCUCAUCAUCGACAAUCGGCGCAUCAUGAACGAAGCCAAGGACUUCUACUUGGCGUCCAGCCCCCCGGACUCCUUUCUGGACGACCAGCACCUGACGUCGUCCGGUGCAGCUGUGGCCAUCAAGCCCCACCCCGAGCGCGUUCCCUUCCUGGUGGCGGAGACUCCUCCCAGGCCUCGCCACACACUGGAUGAACUGAACCCCCAGAAGUCCAAGCACCAGGGCGUUAGAAGGGCCAAGUGGCACCUGGGUAUCCGCAGUCAGAGUAGACCCAAUGAUAUCAUGUCAGAAGUGUGCCGCGCCAUGAAGCAGCUGGAUUACGAGUGGAAGGUUGUGAAUCCAUAUUAUUUACGUGUGAGAAGGAAGAAUCCUGUUACUGGGAUGCAAACCAAGAUGAGCCUUCAACUCUACCAGGUGGACAGUAGAACCUACCUCCUUGACUUCCGUAGCAUAGAUGAUGAUAUGUUGGAGACAAAAUCUGGAACCGCUACCCCUCUCCGCUCCGGAUCCGUGGGCAACUACCGCACGACUAUUAAGAACGAUGUAGACGGGGCAGAGGUUCCAGCUGCUACUACUAGCACUGUGCCCCCCACCAAGGCGGCCGAAGGCUCCUUAGCUUCAUCGCUGACCUCAUCGAUCGACUCAACAGGAGGGAUGGACAACGCGUCCGUCCCUCGACCAGGAAGCCACACCAUCGAGUUCUUUGAGAUGUGUGCAAACCUUAUUAAACUACUUGCACGAUAGCUUGCAAAACAAUCGCUAGCCUUUUUUCCUCUCCGAGUGUCUUGAUAGCAAUAAGCAUGCAACCGAUUCAUGGCUCAGUUCGUCCUGGUCCAGGAUGAAGUGAUUGUCCCAUGGCACUGAUGCAGGUUGGUGUUCCCUGAGCUGAAGGGGUGUAUACCGAGCUGACUGGGGAUGUAAGGGGUUACUGAGAAAGACGAACGACAAGCUACUUAAUUAGCGAUGACAGAACAACAUUUAGGAGGGGGGUCUACAAUUUCCAAAUCAGUCGAAUAGCAAAUGUCCACAUCCCACCUUUACAUACACGCGCAAGUGAUUACACUGAAUUUUCUGUACUGUAGCCAGUGAGCACUGCUUUCCAGUACAGAGAACGAGAUCACGUAUUUGCCUGCAGAGAAGAAAGCCGCAUGACGAGGUUGGGAAUUUAUGUGGCGGUCAUUGGACGCAGGAUGCACUUUUGCACAAUAUUCUUUUAUUUCCUGCUGCUCUUGUUUUUUUUUGUUUUUUUUGGUUUUGUUUUGUUUUUCCUCUCCCAGUGGGGACCAGAGUAGUGGUGCAGGUGUAUCGGGGCGCUGCACUGGCUAUAUAACGAGGGUGGUCGUACCCAUUAUACAUUCAUUAGACUCUGAAGAAGUGCAGUGACCCCUGUAUUUCUGCCUUGUGUCAGGGACAAAAGAAUGCUUCAUCAGAUUUAUGUUAGGUUUCAUUUUUUUUUUUUUUUUUUUUUUGGAUCUGAAUCGUCAAAGACUAAAUUUUGUCCUUGUUGUAAAAAAAUUGUUUGACAUUGUCUGUCCCCUACAUUUUUAUAUAUAAAGACGUGAAUAUAUUUAUCAGUGCGUUAAGUGGAUGGAGUGUUGGUUCUAAUGGAAAUCGAUUAUUUUUUUCUUUCUUGCAUUAAGAUCUAUUGCUGGAUGGUAUAUAUUUUCCUUUUUUUUUUUACUGUCUGGUUUUUAAAUCAAUAUCACUGUUUGUUUCCUUCAAUCACAGUUACUCUGAUACUUGAUUGUCUUUCCACAUAACUAUAACCUGCUUUUACCAUUUAAGAGAUAUUUUGCCAUGACAGUCAAAAAUCUAUAAAUAUAUCAUUUUCAGUGUCGCAUAUAAAAAUGGCAAGUUGAUUUUUGACUUUUUUUGUUAUAUAUUUUCUCGAUUUUUUUUUUUUUUUAGAUUAAUUAAUAGGAUUUGAAUAUAAUUAAUGAGUGAAAUGCCUUUUGCCUACUUAAAUUCAUAAAUGCCAAUCCAUCACACGUGUAUAGGCCUCGGGACUCAAUCUGAAAGUGAGUAGUAGCAGUUACAUGCAGUGCAUGGACAGUGUUUGUUGGCAGGUGAAUACAUCCAAAAUAAUGUCAUUUUUGGACAUGUUUAUGUUUUGAUUCCACGCGCAUUCCCUCGUAGGUUGACCUUAAACAAAGGUUUACAUGUGUUUAUACCUGAAACAGACUUGUGAGCUUGGAAUUAUAAAGAAUUAUGAAGCAGUGUCGGGACAAUGAGAGGUCUGUUGACAGUAAAAAAACAAAAAAACAAAAAAAAAACAUCAAGAUCGUAAAUGUGUCGCUGAUUUAUAUUUGAUAACAAAAUGUCAGAACACAUGAAAGCUCCCAGAUAUGUCUUUAACUCUGUGUUUGAUGCGUUUCACUCCAUUUUCUGUCCAAUGGUCUUAACGUUUUAAGUGGUGUCAGUUUGGCUGCCUUAUCAUUAUCAGUACUGUUCUGUUUUUAUGUCAGUGUAAAUUCAGUGCUGGUCAGAAUUAUUGGCUCCUUUUGCAUUUUUAAGGGUUAAAAUUCACAAUUACUGUUAUUGUUCACACUGCAAAACUUUUAUCAUCCGGUUCCGUUGGUGCCAAACUAUUGUAGUCACCAGUAACUGCUACCAUCUUUAUUAAUGGCAAUAGGAAAACCAAAGCAAACUUGUGAGGUGAAUUGGCUCAGUCAGUUAAACCAGGAUUUGCAUGUUCUUACUGUAAAAUCAAACGCUUAAAGUUUGGUUUUAUAAUUUUUUUUCUGCAGCUUUAAAAAUCUGACUCAUUUAAAUAAUUUACAUUUCAGAGAUUUAAUUCAGCAAAAUUUGCUAAGAGUGACAAUAAUUGUGAUCAUUUCAUUUCCCCUGUUGGAACAGGUUCGGACUGAAAUACUUUGUUGAUAUCGGACCAUUAUGUCUCAGUUUUAGAGUUACAGUGAUCAUGGUAAGGACACAUGAGAGGAUGUUGUUAAGCUAAACACGUGUAGUUGCAGUUCUCAGCACAAAAGCUUGUCAUGGUUAACAUGAUGGGUUUUGUCAGAUAAUAAAUGAAUGUGUGCAAAAAACUUGAACUUUUUGCCUUGCAAUGGUGUCUAAGUGGACUGUUCAGUUCAGGAUCUGUUUGAACUGCUUCAUAGAAACAUUUAUUUUUGUUUGGUGUGUAAGGGGACCCUACCAGAUUGACCAGUGUAAAUUUGAAUUGACAGUGUUGAAUCAUUUGUAUACACAACUGCCUAAUAAACUGCUGAAUUGCACAAA
Messenger RNA from Mugil cephalus (flathead mullet), 4313 nucleotides. It is a transcript of the gene prkaa1, whose product is annotated as protein kinase, AMP-activated, alpha 1 catalytic subunit. Gene Ontology annotation, cellular component: cytoplasm. The coding region runs from base 102 to 1820 and encodes 572 amino acids. The record is from RefSeq and is a predicted model, not a curated record. Gene Ontology annotation, molecular function: protein serine/threonine kinase activity; ATP binding. Lineage: Eukaryota; Metazoa; Chordata; Actinopteri; Mugiliformes; Mugilidae. The transcript is spliced from 9 exons. Gene Ontology annotation, biological process: protein phosphorylation; intracellular signal transduction.